AUGAAUCUUAAUAUAUCUGGAGUCGCAAAAUAUGUGUGGAAAACUCAAAAUGUCGCUGGAUUCGGGUUCCAACAAGUGCGUAACAAGUGGUCUAAUUGGCUUAUGAUCCGCGAUGUGAAAAGGCGCCGUAUGAGUGCUGAAAACUAUCUUGAACGGACUCGGAUCAAUGCGAUGAGGAAAAAUGAUAUCCUGCCCGUGGAGAUCAGAGAACUGGCUGAUAAAGACAUAAACAAGUUUGAAAUGAAUGCUAUCCCACUCAGAAUUAACAACAGAUGUGUGAUUACUUCAAGACCUAGAGGCAUAGUGAAGGACUGGAGAAUGAGUCGUAUAGUGUGGAGGCACCUGGCUGACUACAAUAAACUGUCCGGAGUACAGAGAGCUAUGUGGGGAUAA
Messenger RNA from Spodoptera littoralis (African cotton leafworm), 393 nucleotides. The record is from the annotation of a GenBank genome assembly. Lineage: Eukaryota; Metazoa; Arthropoda; Insecta; Lepidoptera; Noctuidae.